UAUGUUUUAAUCAGGAGGACUGGAGAAAGGAAUUUAAGUGCCUCCUUGAUUAUUAUGGGCUUCAGGCUCACUGUCUUUAAACGGAAUGUAGGUUUGCCUCAUAGCGGUCUGCCUCAUUUCUGCACUCUUGUUUUGUUAAGCUUCUCUCAUUGGGCAUCCACACAAGACUCAAGACUCCUGCACCACAGUACCCAUCAAUCCGUCUGUCUGUCUGUCUUUUUACCCACCCACCCAUCGAGACGUUUUAGACUUAAGUCUGAAAACUGAUCUGUGUCAGUCUAUGCACAAAUACCUAGAGAGCAGGAUAGAGAUCAACCGCAAAGUACCUCUGGGGAAUUGCAAGAAUGGUUGGAUCUAAAGUCAGCAUGCACAUGAUGGCCCAGGGAAACUCUGGCAGACAGUCACCCUUUGGAUAACCAUAAAAAGUCUGAAAGAUCUGAAAGAUCUUUUUGUUUUCCCCCUCCAUUUCCCAUUCUGCACAGAACUGAUCUUCGUGGCUGUACAGUUCCUGGGCUCUUCUAUUAAGUAAAUAAUGACAGUGUCAGGGUCAUGCACUUGAUGUCCUUGUCCUGUCUAUGAAUAACUGUAAUGGUGCCCUCUCACCAGCAGCAACACCCUUCAAAGAGAGCGCAGACAUCUUAUUUACACAAGUGAUAACAGUAUGACAAAGAUGUUUGCCUUCUGUCAUCUUUGUCCUUUGUGUGCGAUCUUUCACGUUUACGUUACAGUAAUUUCAGUUAACAGGUCAUGCGACUUUCAAAACAUUUUCACCACUGACUAAAAUUUCUUUCUAUCUCUCUCGCUCCCCCUUUCAGGGCACAUAAACAAGUGCAGCCAUGUCUGAAGGACCAAAAAAGGCAAAGUUCUCUGCAACACGCAGACUGCUGCUAAAGGGCAAACUGCUGAAGAAAGCAGGGGCCAUGCUGCUGGCUGAGAAGGAGGAGAAGAGGGUGGAGAGGGAGAACACCCUGAACGAGCGCGUUCCCCCUCUCAAACUGGCGGGGUUAUCCGUACAGGAGCUACAGGAACUCUGCAAAGAUCUGCACCGCAAGAUUGAUGUUGUGGAUGAAGCUCGCUAUGAUCUUGAAGUUAAAGCGGCCAAAAAUGAUAAGGAGAUUGAGAAUCUGACUCACAAGAUCUGUGAGCUGAAGGGUAAAAUGAAACGACCCAACCUGAAGAGAGUGAAGAUCUCUGCCGAUGCCAUGAUAGGGGCUCUGGACUCAAAAAUCAAGAAGUCUAAUGACUUCAAGGCCAACCUCAAGACAGUCAAGAAGGAGGAGGAGAAGAAGGAGGAGGUGACUGACUGGCGUAAGAAUGUGGAGGCCAUGUCUGGCAUGGAGGGCAGGAAGAAGCUGUUUAAUGCUGCCCAGUAAAAAUGAAGAAAAUCAAACAGGUUCUACAGAAAGUUGAUACCUGAACCUGGAAGAAAAAAUUUAUCAACUGCUGGGGGAGACAUUGUCAGGAAGAGUAUGACCCUUUAUCCUGUGGAGAAUGACAUAACGUGUUCAAAUAUUGUUAUCUUUUUUAGUUUAUUUGUGCAUUUUGUACAAAAUCAUUGUCGUGCUCUGACUGACCAAAUGUCUGCUGAAUGGAAAAAAAGAAUGUAAAAUGAUGAUGCAUUUGUAUGUAACUGAUCCUUAGAGUGUGUACUUCUUGUUGCCAAACCAAGGCAUAUUUUAUUGUACUAAAACCUAGUCUGUGUUUGCUGUAGCUGCGUACUUCAGCUACACACUGUAUCUAGUGCAGCUGUAUAGGUGUAUGUAAUGCAAGUAUGUAUGAUAGUGGUAAGCCUAAAGAAAGAUAUUUAUUUAAAAGUAAGGUGUUUCUGUGGUGCUUGAGCUGUUGUUUUUGACUGAAUGGUGUCAUAAAAAUAAAUAUAUUGGGUAAAUUCA
Molecule: messenger RNA, 1892 nt
Organism: Megalops cyprinoides (Indo-Pacific tarpon)
Lineage: Eukaryota; Metazoa; Chordata; Actinopteri; Elopiformes; Megalopidae
Product: troponin I, slow skeletal muscle-like
Exons: 8
Coding region: 837-1373 (178 amino acids)
Biological process (GO): muscle contraction
Cellular component (GO): troponin complex
Source: RefSeq, a predicted model, not a curated record